This is a messenger RNA of Acanthosepion pharaonis, 621 nucleotides long. Lineage: Eukaryota; Metazoa; Mollusca; Cephalopoda; Sepiida; Sepiidae. The record is from the annotation of a GenBank genome assembly.
AUGUUUAUUUUCAAUGUAUUUUCAUCAUCAUUUUCUUUUUCUUCUUCCUCUUCUCAAUUCUCUUUCCCCUCAUUUUUCGACGCUUCUUUUUAUCACUUCUUCUUUUUCGUUUUCUUCUUCUUCUUCUUCUUCUUCUUCUUCUUCUAUUUUCCUCGACACUCUUUCCCUUUCUUUUAUUUAAUUCUCUUAUCUAAACCUAUUUUCUUUGACGCUCUUUUUUAUUUCUUUUUUCUUCUUUAUCUUUCUAUUCCCUAUUCUUUUUCUUUUUUGAGAAAUAUUCGACGCUUCUUAUCUCUUUUCUUCUUCUUCUUCUUCUUCUUCUUUCUCUCUCCUUCUCAUCAUCAUUAUUUUCUAUUGUCUCUUCUUUUAUGUUUAUUUUCAACGUAUUUCUUCAUCUCACUUAUCUUUCUUCUUAUUUUCGACGUUUCUUCUUUUUCUUCUUCUCACUUAUCUUUCUUUCUCUUCUUCUUCUUCUUAUUAUUAUUAUUUUCUCUUAUCUCUUUUGUUAUAUCGAGUAUCCUUAUUUUUUGUUUUUCUUCCUUUUCAUAUUCGUCGUCCUUCCUUCUGUUUUUCCUUCUUUUUUGUAUAUUUUCACCUUAUUUUCUUCUUUUCUGCCAAUGA